AUGAUUACUUCAAGCAUUACACACUUGGUUAAUGUGAUGCAGGAGGAUUUUGAGGAGCAUGCUGCGAAAGUCAAGACUCUAAAAGAGAGUCCAUCAAAUGAAAACUUGCUUAUCCUUUAUGGAUUGUACAAGCAAGCCACUCUUGGACCUGUUACCACCGUUUCGCUAAUGUUUAUCGCGGUUGCCAUGUCAUACACUUAUCUGAUUGGGAUUGAUGGUGAAGCUUGUUAUCCAAAUUUGAAAUUUGAAGACUCAAUAUUUGAUUUAUUGAUUCUAUUGAAGGUUUAUCUUCUGGUUGACCACUUUGGAACUGGCUUGACAUUGCAGGAUUUGUGGCAUGGUCUUAUUUGCUCAUGGCUAGCUGCAAGAUCCUGGCUGGCCUUGGAGCUGUCUGGAACACUGCAAAAGUUGAGCCAGGGUCAAUUGUUGCAAUUUUCGGGCCUUGGAACUGUUGGUCUUGCUGUUGCAGAGGGUGCAAAAAGUGCUGGUGCAUCACGGGUUAUUGGCAUAGAUAUUGAUAGCAACAAGUAUGAUACAGAUAACUUGAGUGGUAGUAUUGAUGAACCUUUGGAGGAUGGGGAUAGCGCUCUUCAUUUGACCUGUUUGUAUGGCCAUUUUGGAUGCGCACAGCUUCUACUAGAAAGAGGAGCUGAUUUGGAGGCUAAAGAUGAGGAUGGAGCAAUUCCUUUACACGAUGCGUGUGCAGGAGGGUUUUUGGAGAUAGUCCAACUUCUACUUAACAGAGCUAAUGACGCCGAGCAUAUAAAAAGGAUGUUAGAAUCAGUCGAUUCUGAGGGUGAUACUCCUCUUCAUCAUGCUGCAAGAGGUGAGCAUGCUGAUGUAAUUAGGUUGUUGCUUUCUAAUGGUGCAUCAGCCACAAAGGAAAACUUAUAUGGAAAGACCCCUGCAGAGUUACCUGAACACGGCACAGAUGCUAGGAGGCCGCUUGAAGCUGCUACUACUGCCAUGGCAACCUAA
Lathyrus oleraceus (garden pea) is the source of this 978-nucleotide messenger RNA. RefSeq lists its product as uncharacterized. NCBI's taxonomy places the organism in Eukaryota, Viridiplantae, Streptophyta, Magnoliopsida, Fabales, Fabaceae. Gene Ontology annotation, molecular function: fatty-acyl-CoA binding; protein binding. Gene Ontology annotation, biological process: positive regulation of protein catabolic process; protein ubiquitination. The record is from RefSeq and is a predicted model, not a curated record. The transcript has 11 exons. Bases 1 to 978 code for a protein of 325 amino acids.